UCUACCUCCCUCUAGAAGUGGCUGUUCUUGAGUAGUAUGUAACCUGCACCUCUCCUCGUCAUACUUCAUCAAAUUGUUAUGUUACUCAGUCAGUGCGGUGGCUGCUUCACUGUUUAAACUUUCUCUAGGUUCACUUUCAGCUGUUGACCUGGCCUGUUAGUCACAGACACCCACCUGCUGUGCUGAAGAUCCAGUUGUGAGAGCCAGCCUGCUGUUCUUAAACCCACUACGAUCAGAAAUCCUGUGAGCAGAGUGGGCUAAACCAAAUCAGAGGAAAGACAAAAAAGAAACCUGUCUGACGGCUCGCUGAUACAAGCAAAUAAAAUGUAUCGUCAACUGCUGCACCUGUAACAGACCGAAAACCAAAACAAAGAUACGACAUGUGGGACACAAAAAUGAAAAAUACAUAAAUCAACAAUCUUCUUAUUGUGUGUGUGAGUGAGAGAGUGUCACAAAUAUAUGUGAUAAUGAGGGUGUUGAAGCUGCAGCCACGCCCCCAGGAGCCUGAAGGUAGACAGAGGUAGAACCGGGACAACCGGGCCCCAAGAGUACCAAAGGCCCGACAAAUAACCGGAUUAUUUGUAACCUAAAAAGUGUCAUCUUUGCCUCAAAAUGUGUGAGACAUAUCCCAAAACUAUGACACCGUCAGUGACAGUAACAAACUGAUCAGGUCUGAUUGCAGUUUGCUGUGUGGGGACUUUCACCUGCUACUGUAGGGUCUACCUUACAGUAGCAGGUGACUGUUGUUGUGAUUUGGGGCUGUAUAAAUAAAACUGAACUGCAGUCAAAAAGCACAAAGACCAACCGGUCUGACUUGAUUCUUUGGUGGGGCCUUGAUGACUGCUAAGAACAGGUGGAGCUGGACAUAAAUUUGACAUAUUUAAAGUCUAAGAUGACCUGAAAGAGGUGCAGUUAACCAUGGCUCUCCAACAGUUUGUGUGGUGCUUCACUGUGGUGAUCAUUUUCUUCUGCAAAGGUUGUCACUCACAGCAGCCCAAGUGUGGCAGAAGUGCUGUGAACAGCAGCAGCAUCACAGGAGUUCGUGAUGCUGCACCAGGAAGUUGGCCCUGGUUCACUAUUGUAAACACUUAUUCUGCAGGGUCUCUGAUCACCGACCAGUGGGUGCUGACAGCUGCAUCCUCCGUAUCAGAGGAUUACAGUAGCAUGGUGGUCUUGCUGGGCAGCAACAGCCUGUCAGGUCCAAACCCAAAUAAAGUGAGGCUGAACGUGAUAGACGCCACCUGCCAUCCUGGAUUCAACCCGUCGACUCGUGAGAACAACAUUUGUCUUCUGAAGCUGUCGGCUCCUGUGAAUUUCACAGACUACAUUCAGCCAAUCUGCUUAGCCUCAGAAAACAGCACUUUCAACAAUGAGACCAGCAGCUGGGCCAUCGGCUUUGGUGGCAUUGAGGUAUUAAGCUAUAACCUGCAGGAGGCAAAAGUAUCAGUAGUGGGAAACAAUGUGUGCAAAGCCAGAUUUCCAUGGAUCCCAGACAGCAUCAUCUGUACUAGAGAGACGGAUUCAUGUUGGGAUACUCUUGGAGCGCCACUCAUGACUCAGAGUAAAUCAGUCUGGCUCCAGAGUGGAGUUUUCAGUGUGCCUGGAUGCACUGCAUCUCCUUCAGUCUACACUCCUGUGUCCCAGUACCAGAAAUGGAUCAGCGACACAGUUACAGGGACACCACCAGGCUUUGUUACCUUCCCCUCCCCACACAGUUCAUUACAAACCACUGCUCCUCCCACCGCUCCUCCAACUGCUCCCCUCACCGUCCCUCCUACCACUCCUACUGCCCCUCCCACUUCCCCGACAUGUGUGGGUGUGUUUUGCAGUGGUGAAAACCUGAUCCACUUCACUCACUUCUCCUCUCUGUGUGUUCUCGUUGUGUUGCUCCAUGUGUUUGCUGGAACUGUUGGAAACUAGAUCAACACAUUUACUCAAGUUCAAUACAAACAUGAAGAACUUUACCUGACAUGUUACUUUAUAAAUAAAAGAACCUUUUAUUAUUUA
Messenger RNA from Oreochromis niloticus (Nile tilapia), 2007 nucleotides. RefSeq names its product transmembrane protease serine 9-like. Gene Ontology annotation, molecular function: serine-type endopeptidase activity. The coding region runs from base 919 to 1920 and encodes 333 amino acids. The record is from RefSeq and is a predicted model, not a curated record. NCBI's taxonomy places the organism in Eukaryota, Metazoa, Chordata, Actinopteri, Cichliformes, Cichlidae. The transcript has 6 exons. Gene Ontology annotation, biological process: proteolysis.